Messenger RNA from Meloidogyne enterolobii, 638 nucleotides. NCBI's taxonomy places the organism in Eukaryota, Metazoa, Nematoda, Chromadorea, Rhabditida, Meloidogynidae. The record is from the annotation of a GenBank genome assembly.
AUGCCUUGUAAUUCUUGUAUUCCUCCCCCACCAAUUUUUGAUAUUCCCCCACCUCCAGAUCCUUCUCUUAUUUUACAUUUAUUAAUUGAAGAUAUACAACAACAACAACAUUCAUUUCGUCCCCAACAAUUUUAUUCUUGUUUAAAACCUGCAUUUCCUUCUUUUUUAUCAAAACUUUUAUUUGGUGAUUGGUUAUUACCUUUUUUGGCUAUUUUUCUUUUUUGUAUUUUCACAAUAUUUGUUGGAUUAAUUAUUUUAAUUAGAAAAAGAAGAAAAAAAAGAGAAGAGGAAGAAAUGAGGAGAAGAAGAACACAAAAUAAUGGAGGAGGGGAAAAGAAGAAAAAAUUAAACAGAAAAAGGUAAAUUUAAUAAAAAUUUAGGAAGCCUUAAGUAUUUAAUAUAGCUACAUACAAUGUGCCUUUGAAAAUAUUUAAUAAUUAAAGUCCAUUUAUCAUUUUUAGCGCCUUUUAAUUAAAAACAGUUCUCCCUCUUUCUCCAAAAAUUCUAUUAAUCAUUCGGAUUCCUUCUCUCUUUUCUUUCCUCCAAAUUCAUCUCUUUCACUAUACAAUAUUCAAUUACAAUAAUUUUCUUUCUACCAAAAUUCUACCCCAAUCCAUCAAUUUUAUUUUAAAUAAUUC